AUGGGAAAUGAAGCCAGUUACCCGGAGGAGAUAUGCUCCCGCUUCAACCCCGAUGAAAUUAAAAGGCUAGGCAAGAGGUUUAAGAAGCUGGACUUGGACUGUUCGGGCUCUCUGAGUGUGGAAGAGUUCAUGUCCGUGCCCGAGCUGCAGCAGAACCCGUUGGUGCAGCGAGUGAUCGACAUCUUCGACACCGACGGCAACGGAGAAGUGGACUUCAAGGAGUUCAUCCUGGGGGCCUCCCAGUUCAGCGUCAGGGGGGACGAGGAGCAGAAGUUGAGGUUCGCCUUCAGCAUCUACGACAUUGAUAAAGAUGGCUUCAUUUCCAACGGGGAGCUCUUCCAGGUGCUGAAGCUGAUGGUGGGCAACAACCUGAAGGACUGGCAGUUACAGCAGCUCGUGGACAAAACCAUCAUCAUCCUGGAUCAGGAUGGAGACGGGAAAAUAUCCUUCGAGGAAUUCAGCGCUGUGGUCGGAGGCCUGGAGGUCCACAAGAAGUUGGUGGUGAUUGUGUGA
Molecule: messenger RNA, 513 nt
Organism: Neomonachus schauinslandi (Hawaiian monk seal)
Lineage: Eukaryota; Metazoa; Chordata; Mammalia; Carnivora; Phocidae
Gene: PPP3R2
Product: protein phosphatase 3 regulatory subunit B, beta
Exons: 1
Coding region: 1-513 (170 amino acids)
Molecular function (GO): calcium-dependent protein serine/threonine phosphatase regulator activity; calcium ion binding
Source: RefSeq, a predicted model, not a curated record